Messenger RNA from Tinamus guttatus (white-throated tinamou), 912 nucleotides. Lineage: Eukaryota; Metazoa; Chordata; Aves; Tinamiformes; Tinamidae. The record is from RefSeq and is a predicted model, not a curated record.
AUGCUGGAUUCAGCCACGCACAGCACAUUUCUAUCAAACACGAUGGUCUGUGACCCCCUGACGUCUUGGACAGAGUUAUUUGGAACAACUGAAGAUGAUUAUUCCAACUUUGAUCAUCAGACAGAUUCCGAUCCUUUCUGGACAUCCGUUCACCCAGAGUACUGGAAUAAGCACAAUGUCUGUGAAUGGUUACAGUUUUGCUGUGACCAAUACAAACUGGAUGCCAACUGCAUUUCCUUUUCCCGCUUUAAUAUCAACGGCCUACAGCUGUGCAACAUGACACAAGAGGAGUUCCUAGAUGCUGCAGGCACUUGUGGUGAAUACUUGUAUUUCAUCUUACAGAAUAUCAGGAUGCACGGCAUCUCCUUCUUUACUGAUGCAGGAGAAACAAAGCCAUCUAUCAAGAGCGGUGACCUCUUGAGCAAGCUGCCAGCAGCCUCCGGAGCACCUCCUUCUCUCCUCACGUUGUUCUGCAGUUCAGGGCCAGCCGCAGAUAAGAGUUCUCAUUUGUGGGAAUUCGUAAGAGACCUUCUCCUUUCUCCCGACGAAAACAGCGGCAUCCUCGAAUGGGAGGACAGGGGACAAGGCAUUUUUCGGGUUGUUAAAUCAGAAGCUCUGGCAAAAAUGUGGGGACAAAGGAAAAAAAAUGACAGAAUGACAUAUGAAAAAUUGAGCAGAGCUCUCCGAUACUAUUAUAAAACCGGGCGCCUACGGGAGCGCGUCCUCGCCUCACGCCGGCUGCAGGGCCGCACCGCAGUCUGCGCCGACAGACCGGCCCCAGCCACAAAAACAGCACUCGAAUCCGGGGGUCAGCAACUCCUCCUCUCCUUCUGCCAAGCCCUGUCUCUAAAUAAGCCCGUAGGGAUAUCUUUGCUGCUGUUCAAGAGAUUACAACCAACAGGCGCAUCUUAA